Molecule: messenger RNA, 1152 nt
Organism: Scatophagus argus
Lineage: Eukaryota; Metazoa; Chordata; Actinopteri; Scatophagidae
Gene: psmb11b
Product: proteasome 20S subunit beta 11b
Exons: 1
Coding region: 34-1152 (372 amino acids)
Cellular component (GO): proteasome core complex
Source: RefSeq, a predicted model, not a curated record
CUGGACUUGAUUAGAGAGAGGUCAUCAUAUUCAAUGGCUUUACAGGACCUGUGUAAUUUCCAAGACUUAUUUGUGGACAGUAUAGCCAUCAAAGGUUCUUCAGUGCCUUUUGGAAAAAAGACUGGCUGUGACUACGUGAGUGCUCUGCCCUUUAGCAAUAGCACAAGUCUGUUUAAUUUUUAUACACCAGUUGCAGACUACCUUUGUGAAAGUCCUAUACAGUUUGGGCAAAUUAGCACCAUCCAGAGCUCCAGCACCAUCUCAUCUCAAGACUCCAUCUUGCCAUCCCUCUCCUUACCCACAGGUCUCCCUCUGGCCUCCUCUCAGUCCAUCCCUCUGCCUUUUCCCAUGUCUCAUGGCACCACCACCUUGGCUUUCAUGUUUCAGGGCGGCGUGCUGGCUGCAGCAGACACUCGGUCCAGUUGCUCUGGGCUCGUGGCGUGCCCAGCCUCCCAGAAGAUCUUGCCCAUUCACAGUCACUUGGUGGGCACUACUUCAGGUACUUCAGCCGACUGUGCCCUUUGGAAACGGAUUCUGGCUCGAGAGCUGCGGCUUUACCAACUCCGUCACGGCCGCCGGUUAACCACUAGGGGAGCUGCCAAAUUGCUUUCCCACAUGCUUCACCCAUUCAAGGGAACUGAGCUGUGUGUGGCUGCCACAUUAUGUGGGUGGGAUGGAGGAGAGGUAGGUGGAGGCACAAAAAUUGAUCUCAGUGGUCAUAGUGAAACAACAAAGAGUCAAAUGACAGAUCUUGGAACGUCUGUAGAUACCAGUCUUGAAAAGAGCGGGCAACAGUACUUUGCUAGAAAAAAAGUAAGUUUUUCUGGACCCAGUUUGUGCUACGUGUGCAGUGAUGGCACUCGCCUGCAGGGAACACUCUUCUCCGUAGGUUCAGGAUCACCUUAUGCCUACUCAAUUUUGGACCAAGGGGUUCAGUGGGGACUGACAGUGGACGAGGCCACAUCAAUAGCCAGAGAGGCUGUGUACAGAGCCACACACAGGGAUGCAUACUCAGGAAACUAUGUAGACAUCUAUCACAUCUCCUCAAAAGGAUGGAUUCGCAGGAGCAGAGAGGAUUUGAAAGAGGAAUAUUACAGAGAAAAGGCAAGGCGAGAGACAACGAAGAGACAGGACUUGAUUGUGAAGGAAUAA